AUGAUCGUCCUUGCUUUCGUUUCGAUCGGUAUGUGUUUAGCCACUUUCUACAUCUAUGUCAAAAUGAAAUACCGAUUCGCGGACAAAAUUCCAACCAUCGAACCGAUGGUGCCGUUUCUCGGCCAUGGGCUUCAGUUUCUGUGGAACAAUUCGUACCAGACUUUCGCGAUGUUGAAUCGGAUCUAUUCCAAUCAUAAGAGCUUUCGAUUGUUCAAGUUGCAAAUGGGGCUGAUUCCCGUGCUGUGUCCGAUGCAUCCCGAUUUGAUCCAUAAGGUGAUAACCGAUUCGAGCUGCUUGGAGAAGCCGUACCCGUACAAGUUUAUGGGCGUGAAUUCAGGACUGCUGUCGGCAAAGUAUGACACCUGGAAGGUACAUCGGAAACUUCUGAACCCGGCAUUCAACACUCGCAUCGUCGGCAGUUUCAUUUCGAUUUUUAACGACUGCGUGGACGAAAUGAUAGAAAACAUUGAGGGGAAGGCCGCCCCAGGAAGAGCACUCAACAUUCUUGAUUUUACGACACCCUGUACAAUGACCAUGGUACUUAGGACGUCAGUUGGUAGUAAGCUGCUGAAACCCGACGAAAUCCAAAAAGUCACGGAAAACAUGGUUACAGUUGUCGGAAGUGUUGGCUUUCGCUUUUUCAACGGAAAUCUACACCCAGACAUUGUGUAUCGCUUCACACGAUUUUAUCAGCGCGAGAUACAAUCUCGGAAAAUUUGCUACGAUCUUAUAGAUAAGACCAUCACCGAAAAGCAACAAGAGCUGACCACUGCCAAGGACAAGCAGGAAUUGAAUGACAACUCGGGCAAUUCAGACCACUUUGUGAACGACGAAAAGAAUAAACCCCAGAUAUUCAUCGAAAAGCUUUUGAUGAUGUCUCUGCCCGAUGGUAAGCCUUUCUCGCACAAGGAGAUCUGCGAGCAUGUCUACACGUUAGCUGCUGCAGGCAGCGAAACUUCGGCCACCCAAGCAGCCCACGCUCUCCUAUAUUUGGCAAUGCACCCAGAAAUCCAAAUGAGAGCUGUUCAGGAAAUCAAAGAACUGCUUCCCACUGCGGAGUGCAAGAUCACUCCAGAAGUCGUCGGGAACAUGGUCUACAUGGAGCGGAUCAUCAAGGAGGCACAGCGUCUCGCUCCGGUGAUACCCACUCUCGCCCGGCAGGCCAUGACGGACCUCCAACUGGACGCGUUUGCAAUUCCGAAAGGAACGUACUUCAUCUUGAACCUUUUUGUCCUGCACCACAUGAAAGAGUACUGGGGUGAGGAUGCAGAAAUGUUCAAUCCUGAUCGUUUCCUUCCCGAAAAUAGUGAGAACCGACAUGCAUUUGCCUUUCUUCCGUUCAGCGAUGGUAAUCGAGGAUGUAUUGGAAAACGGUAUGCGAUGACGAGCAUGAAGAUAAUUGUGGCGGAAGUACUGCGAAACUUUAUCAUAACCACCGAUUUGAAGUAUGAAGAAAUCGAGUUUAAAUUCAAGUUAUCGCUCCACCUAGUUGGUCCACAUCGUACCUUCGUUGAACCACGGAAGUUGUACGGACCGUGAUGGAUUGUAGGACUUUUCUAAUUUCUUGUAUCUAGUUAUUGUGCCUAAAAUUUAUUUCAAUAUAUCUAAUGUAACACAAAGUAAAAUGGGUGGGUAACAUUAGUCUAUGGCUUAAAUCCACACGAUAGAUUCUUGUUUAAUCGAACACUUUUCUAUUGUAAAAUUCUCGACUCACUGACAUUCACCAAUGAGAUGACGCUUGAACUAUCAUAUGGGUCAUUUAAGAAAACAA
Molecule: messenger RNA, 1771 nt
Organism: Armigeres subalbatus
Lineage: Eukaryota; Metazoa; Arthropoda; Insecta; Diptera; Culicidae
Product: cytochrome P450 4c21-like
Exons: 5
Coding region: 1-1539 (512 amino acids)
Molecular function (GO): iron ion binding; heme binding; monooxygenase activity
Source: RefSeq, a predicted model, not a curated record